UUUAAAACCCGCUUACUUCUUUUUGCCUCCUCCAUGCUCCCUCUUGCGUCCUCUCUCUCUCUCUCUCUCUCUCUCUCUCGUACCAUCCUUCUCUAUCCCAUUCUUAUCUUGGAAUUAAGCAUAGAUUAUAUUAUCUUCUCCACUUUUCCAACUCGGCUCGUCUCUUCUAGGUUGGAUUAGAUCGGUUCUGUCCCCUUUCUUGGGAGCGGAUCCUUUCUCUUAUUGCGCAGAUUCUUAUUCUGAUAAACUAAUCGCUACGAUUAGCUUAUUUUUUUUCAUAUCUCUAUUUUUUAUACCCUCCGAGCCGAUUGUUUGGCGACCGCUUGCCAGGAAGUUUUAGUUCUAUGGACAUUGUUCGUCGGCCGACCCUCGUGGAUUAUGCUAUGCUCAAGCUUGCAUUGAUACCAAAGAGACGUAUACAAGAUAGAAGAUGGGCACUCUCUAUGGACCAAUCAUCUGCCGUUACACUGUAUGCUCAAAGAAAACUGAGGCUUCAAAGUUGUUUGCUAACCAUCCGCAAAUGAGAGAAAGUUUGCUCGGAAGUGGAAUUUUUGGUCAGAGAUCAAAAUCAAGAGGCAUUAACAGAUUCACUUCUAUUUUCCCACAACCAGUUCAGCGAAGAGUUGGACCAAUUCAUUGCACUUUCAGCUCAUCUUCUAAUGGCAAUGGCAGUAUGGCAGGCAACUCCAGUGAAAAUGAUGAAGACUUUGUGAACUCGAGUGUGAUUGAAGCAGUCGAAGUUAAAAGUAGUUCAGAUGGCUUCUUGAUUAAAAUGCGUGAUGGUCGGAAUUUGAGAUGUGUUCACAACAAUCCCCAAGGAGGAAAUCUGCCAGAUUAUGCUCCCCAUCCUGCUAUUGUGCUGAAAAUCGAAGAUGGAAGUGAUCUUUUAUUUCCAAUUAUAGUCUUGGAGAUGCCAAGCAUUCUGCUAAUGGCUGCCAUCCGAAACGUUCAAAUUGCUAGACCAACCAUCUAUCAGGUGGUCAGGGAGAUGAUUGAGAAAAUGGGCUAUCAGGUUCAACUUGUUCGUGUUACUAAAAGAGUUCACGAAGCAUAUUUUGCACAGCUUUACCUUAAAAAGGUGGGGAAUGAAAAAGAAUGCAUCAGCUUUGACCUUCGUCCUUCCGAUGCCAUUAAUAUGGCUGUGCGAUGCAAGGUGCCAAUUCAAGUAAACAGACAGCUCGCAUAUACUGAUGGUGUGAGGGUUGUUGAACCAUCCAAAGUAGUCCAGGCUUCCAUCGCUGAUGGGCUACUGUUCACAGAGCUUGAUAGGCCGGAUGGUCAACCUUGCAUGGAGAGUCUGGAGUUCAAUUUGGUUCGUAAUAUGUUGAUUGCAGCUGUUGAAGAACGUUAUAGAGAUGCAGCUCAAUGGAGAAACAAGCUCACACAGCUACGAGCAAAGAAAAAUUGGGCAUGACGAAGAGCUGCGCUGUGUGGACCGGACCGGACACACCACAUUUCAAGGCCAGUCUCUCUGCGUUUGCGUUUGGAAGCCGCUGAUUAAAGCAGCAACGACCAGUGUAUAUGUAGUUAUAUAUUAAUAUGUAAAACAUUGUUCAAGUUCCUUUCAUGGCUGCCUGUUUGUGAAUAUUAUUGCCUUUGUAUAUAGACUCGUGUGUUUAUAUAUUCAUGUAAAUUGACAGUAAACGAUACUUGAAAUAUAAAAAAGAAUUGUAAACAUAAGUAGGCAUUUUAAAUUUUGUUUAAA
This is a messenger RNA of Phalaenopsis equestris, 1705 nucleotides long. Its product is annotated as bifunctional nuclease 2. Gene Ontology annotation, molecular function: nuclease activity. The transcript has 11 exons. The record is from RefSeq and is a predicted model, not a curated record. Gene Ontology annotation, biological process: protein ubiquitination. NCBI's taxonomy places the organism in Eukaryota, Viridiplantae, Streptophyta, Magnoliopsida, Asparagales, Orchidaceae. Gene Ontology annotation, cellular component: VCB complex; nucleus. The coding region runs from base 431 to 1414 and encodes 327 amino acids.